AUGGACGCCGCGAUUGACCUGUCGGAUGCCUCAAAGGCUCUGGAUUUGGACAAUAUUCGCUUUCAAUUAAUUCAACGAAUGCGCGAGCUGACCAGUUGCCCUACGCCUACAAGACGUUUAGAAGACACAAUAACAUUCCACUUGAUUGAGCGCGUCCAGUUUCCCCUCAAUCCUCGAAUUUAUGUGCCAGGCGGAGUGAAUAUCCCCAACAGCGAGUUGAGUCUGGUGGACUGGGUACUCCGUGAAACAGAACGCAUUCAAUCUCGUGUCCGUCGCUACCAGUCCCCCGAUGAAUUCCCGUUCUUCCCAGAGGUGGUUGAAGAACCGAUCCUCCAGCCGCUCAAAUAUCCAAAAAUUCUACAUGAGAAUGACGUUAAUAUCAGCGGUAUGAUAAAGUCGAGAUAUGUCAAUGAGAUUCUGCCCAACGCAUAUGGUAAAUUUGGAGGAAAAGAGGAUCGAGGCGAAACUCAGGAGAAUUACGGAUCUGCUGCAACUUGCGACAUUCUUUGCUUGCAGGCGUUGACAAGAAGGAUCCAUUUCGGCAAAUUCGUUGCAGAAUCAAAGUUCCAAAAAGAACCGGAGAAAUUCGUCAGGUUAAUCAAAGCAGCAGAUAGAAAAGGAAUAGAUGAUGCUAUUACGAACGCUGAGGUAGAAAAGAAGGUACUAGAGCGACUGCGGCUUAAGGCUACGACCUACGGAAAGGACCCCGCAAACCCCGAUGACAACAACUCAAAGAUCGAUGUGGAUGCCGUUGUGUCAAUGUACCAGCAUGCUGUGAUCCCCAUGACCAAAGUCGUGGAAGUUGAAUAUUUAAUGCAACGCCUUCGAGGCACGGAAUGGGAAUGA
Molecule: messenger RNA, 846 nt
Organism: Ophidiomyces ophidiicola
Lineage: Eukaryota; Fungi; Ascomycota; Eurotiomycetes; Onygenales; Onygenaceae
Gene: ARO7
Product: chorismate mutase aro7
Exons: 3
Coding region: 1-846 (281 amino acids)
Biological process (GO): aromatic amino acid biosynthetic process; chorismate metabolic process
Cellular component (GO): cytoplasm
Molecular function (GO): chorismate mutase activity
Source: RefSeq, a predicted model, not a curated record